Molecule: messenger RNA, 1416 nt
Organism: Cylicocyclus nassatus
Lineage: Eukaryota; Metazoa; Nematoda; Chromadorea; Rhabditida; Strongylidae
Source: the annotation of a GenBank genome assembly
AUGCUCGAUUUUCGGAACAGUUUGCGGCAUUUGCAUAUUGAACUCAUUUUACACAAUUGCAGACCUACAGUAACCGUAAGCCGAUCCUCAAAAAUAGUGGCCCGCUUGCGUAGAUGGCUGGGUGAAAUAAACUGCCACGACAUGUUGAACCGAGAUAAUCCUCUGGUUGCUAUUGCUUCGGGGCAAUUUGCGUUGAGCAUCAUGCAGGUGAUGUUUAUGUUCUAUUACGUGAAAAUAUAUUUGAACAUCUUUCACGUUCCUCAAGUAUGGUUCAACAUUGCUCAAACAUUGUUCAUGUUUUGGAAUGCAAUUAACGACCCAUUGUUUGGUUAUAUGCAGGACAAGCCGGGAUCUUGGCUAAAUUCGCGAACUCGCGUGAUUCGCUCUUUCGCACCUUUCCUGGUUAUCUCGUUCGUGUUUAUGUGGGUGCCAUGGUCGGAGGGUUCAGCUCUUGAAGGCAUGCAUCUCAUCCUUUCGCUGUUUCUAUACGACGCAUUCUUCAGUGCCAUCGGGGUAGCCUGGGGAGCAUUGUUCGCGGAUUCAACCAAAGAACCUCGUCUUCGUGUUGCAGCCAUGAAGUAUAGUCAGAUUGCUAUACUCGCUUCAGUCAAUAUCAUCGCGAUUACCGAGAAACUCAGCCAUAGCCUCGAUAGAUUACUUGUAUUUCAAACAAUCACUGUUGUUGUGGCACUUGUUGCCCUUUAUUGCUUCAUGAUUGCUGGCUCUCUCCGUCCAUCGCUCCCUUUCAGUGCAGAAAAAGGAAGUCUUUUGGCUGAUGUGGAUGAUUUCACUACUCCAGCUCGAGGGAAGGAAAUGACUUCGAUGUGGGAUGCUACCAAAGAAAUAUUAUUGGAGAGGGAUUUCAUGGCUAUUAUCGGCUCCAACUUUAUUCAUACCGCGAGAAGCGUUUCCCACAUGAACUUUGCUUCCAUAGCUACUGAGCUACUCAUACCUCAAACAAUCUUACCAAAAGGUUCCAUUCGAUUGAGUUUAUUCUACGGUGUCCUAACACUUGGGCCUCAGAUAUUGCUGAUUUUGAACGAACGUCUCAUUAACAAAUGUGGAGCCUAUCGAAUUUUGAUGACCACCUAUGCUAUUUCCUUCUUUUCUGGAUUGACAUUCUUUUUUGCUAGUGAUCCAUACUUUAUCAUGAUUUUUAUGGUGAUCGACAGUAUAACGGUUCACUCCGCGGCACCGCUUUUCAACAUCAUUAUUUCGGACUUCAUAGAUGACGAUGCGAAACGACAUUCGCGCAAAUCAGGGCUAUCCUCACUGGUAUUUAGUUUGAAUGCAUUAGUUGUCAAACCUGCUCAGUCCAUAGCGCCGGUUGUCGUCGUAUAUAUCCUCAAUGCUUACGGGUACCAGAAUUAUGUUGACACCAAACAAUCGACAGCUGACCUUGCUUAUGAAACCUGA